AAUGGCUAAUCAACAAUGACAGGGAAUGAUGGUUGAAUUUGCAAAGAAUUUGGCCAAUUUUGCAGCAUCCACUGGGAAGAAGCAUGUUAUUAUUCUUUCUAGCUUAGACUCAGGGAAACGGCAAAAACUUGAUAUGUUAAGCGAAAUGCAGAUUUAUUACCUUUCAACCGUCAAUAGCGAUGGAACAGAUAAUGAUUGUGAAAGGAUAGGAUGGAAAAAGCUGCAAGAGUACAAUCCUCUUCAAAGGAGCUGGAAGUAUCUUGAUGAUUUAGCGAAAGGAGAAUCUUUGUUAGAGGAUAAUUUGUCUAUCGAGGAUGAACUGGGAGAUGAGGACUAUUUCCCCAGUUUGCCUUUUUCUGCAAUAUUCUCUUGCUGCAAGGUUUUGUUUUGUUUUUAUUAUAAGUUCAUUGCUAGGUAUUGUUUUGAAGUCCAACAAUGUUAAACUAUAAUGUAGCAGUGUAGUCAUUGAACUACAACAUAGUAGGGUCAGCAUGUGAUGUGAUCCUUGCGGGGGGUGAUUCAGCACUAGCUGCUAGUG
This is a messenger RNA of Macadamia integrifolia, 538 nucleotides long. RefSeq lists its product as uncharacterized. The transcript is spliced from 2 exons. Gene Ontology annotation, cellular component: cytosol; nucleus. Bases 26 to 442 code for a protein of 138 amino acids. Gene Ontology annotation, biological process: proteasome assembly. The record is from RefSeq and is a predicted model, not a curated record. NCBI's taxonomy places the organism in Eukaryota, Viridiplantae, Streptophyta, Magnoliopsida, Proteales, Proteaceae.